ACAAAUCUUUAGUUUCCGCUUACUUAGUAACUGAAAUUGAUUGUCAUGACCAAGUUGAGUGAAACUAAAAUACCAAUGAAUGACUUUCUGAUAGCAUACAGGAGCCAGCCCAGCCUAUACAAUUCAUUGCUCGACACAUACAAAAAUCGCACAUCUCGGGAGGAGGCUUACAAGGCAAUCAUUAAGUCUUUAAAAAUCCCUCAGCUGACCGUUCUGGAUAUUAAACUCAAAAUCAAAAGUAUUCGAACAGUGUACACUAAAGAGCUGCGUAUUUUGAUGCGGGAGAAGGAACAAGGACGCCCAUAUGAGCCCAAACUCUUUUGGUUUAAGCUAGCUGAUUCAUUUCUUCGUGCCGUUUCUUUAUCCCACUGCAAACGGAUAAAGAAUAAACAUACUAAUUCUCCCGCCAAUCUGUCAACGAAACAAGAAAUGCAAACACGAAAAUCAGUUUUCAAUACAACUUCGAAUAUUAUGGAUGAGGAUGCUUUAGAAGGUGAACAGGAGGACGAUCAUAUAGAAGAACCCUAUGCUAAUAUAGUAGAUAAUUCAAAUAAAACGAACAGUGCCAAGCCCGCCUUAAUCGCGACAUCAAGCGUGAACAACAAUCAUCACCAUGGGAAUAGUUGCAUCAUUUCAAUAUCCAGUGAAGAUGUGUCCAGUAUUGCUAUGACCUCCGCUUCCACGGCAUCGGUAUCUCUACCACGUACACCCAAUAAAACUGAACUAAUAAUUGAUGAUUCGUCAUUAUGCAUGAUGGAACAGCAGCAACAUCAACAUGAGCCCGCACCACAACGUAAACUAAACCUUAUCCAACAACAAAGAGUUUCAGCUACCUCGUUUGCACUACCAUCACAGCAGCAGAAGGAUAUGUCUUUAGGCAAUGUCGAGGACGAUUUGGUUGUUUUCGGGCAAAGCAUUGCAUCCCAAUUGCGUAGCAUAACAGAUGCGUAUUCUCGGUCCGUUGCGAAAUUGCGAAUACAGCAAGUCCUGUUUGAAGCUGAAACGGGCCAAUUACAAAGUAACGAAGCAGUUGGUUCCCACCUGCAUACGUUUUAAGAAAUGCAUUAUACAAGUCUAGAUAAAUAACUUAUUACAAACCAAAACAAUUAUAUUUAUUUAUGUACAUAGUCUUAAUUAAAAAACGUAUAUAAGGAAAUCA
Messenger RNA from Scaptodrosophila lebanonensis, 1159 nucleotides. RefSeq lists its product as uncharacterized. The transcript is spliced from 2 exons. The record is from RefSeq and is a predicted model, not a curated record. NCBI's taxonomy places the organism in Eukaryota, Metazoa, Arthropoda, Insecta, Diptera, Drosophilidae. Bases 46 to 1056 code for a protein of 336 amino acids.